Molecule: messenger RNA, 750 nt
Organism: Emiliania huxleyi CCMP1516
Lineage: Eukaryota; Haptophyta; Isochrysidales; Noelaerhabdaceae
Exons: 1
Coding region: 1-750 (249 amino acids)
Source: RefSeq, a predicted model, not a curated record
AUGUCGUUGCUCUGCAUCUCUCUCGCCGCCGCUCCGAGCUACAGCAGCGCGGUGCCGCCUCGUGCAGGCUCAGCACUGCACGCCGCAACGGCUGGGCGCAGCCCUGCAGCAGUCGCUGUUGCCGGCCGGCGCGCGCUGCUCGACGCCGUGGCCGUCUCUGCGGCGGGAUCGAUUCUGGCCGGCCUUCCCUUGGCUGCGAGCGCGAGCGGCGGCGCGACGGCGGGAAAGUACACCACGAUCCCGGUCGCCAAGCGCCGCUACUUUGGGCGCGUCAAGCAGGGUGUGUUUGAGUUUCUCAACAUGGGCGGCGCGGUCGAGAAGGGCGACUUCAAGUCACAGCCCGUCACCGCCUUCUUUUCGCAGACAAUCGUGAGCACGUCGGCGAGGCAAAAGUCGGGCUGUGCGAUGUCAGACAACUGCAAGGUCAAGGAGGAGUACUCCUCGCGCUGGGAGGACCUGCAGCUCUCGAUGUUUCUGCUCGGCAACGCGUUUCGGCUCGACUCGGGCAAGCCGCCCGAGAAGGUGAAGCAGGUCAAGGAGGCCAAGGCCUUCUUCUCCGAGGUGGAGAAGCUGCAGCGGGCCAUGCGCCAGAACAACGCGGCUGAGGCCAAGGCGCGCUUCGCCUCGGCCACCAACGCGCUAGACGUGUACCUCAACGACGUCGAGCUGCCUCCGACAGUGGACGACGUCUACUCGAGCAAGGCGGACACUAAAGUGCCGUCGCUCUGCCAGGGCUCCUUCUGCGUCUGA